This is a messenger RNA of Lodderomyces elongisporus, 840 nucleotides long. It is a transcript of the gene DAM1, whose product is annotated as Dam1p. Lineage: Eukaryota; Fungi; Ascomycota; Pichiomycetes; Serinales; Debaryomycetaceae. Gene Ontology annotation, cellular component: mitotic spindle pole body; mitotic spindle; mitotic spindle polar microtubule. The transcript has a single exon. Gene Ontology annotation, biological process: mitotic sister chromatid biorientation. Bases 1 to 840 code for a protein of 279 amino acids. The record is from RefSeq and is a predicted model, not a curated record.
AUGUCUUCAUCACGACCCACAACACCUGGCACAGAUACACGUCGUCAUAGUCGUCGACACUCUCGGCGCUCUUCUGGUGUAGCACAACAACAGAAUCAACAACAAUUCACCCCGCAGUCACCUUUCCAUUACCCCGUUGAUGCCAACAAUUUACCCAUGGACUCACCAUUUAUGGUUGAAAAGUUUAAAGCUAUAGCUGAUUCAAUGGAGGAACUAGACCUCAACAUGCGCGACCUCCAACAAAUUCAUUCUGCGAUAUCGUCACUGUUUAAUGAAUCAUUUGCGAGUUUUCUUUAUGGACUCUCAAUUACCAUGUGGUGUGUGGAUUUUGCAUCUGUGCCCAGUAGAGACGAGUGGGCAAGAAUUGAGGCCGACAAAAAGAGGAAAGACGAGGUAAUGGAAUUAAAAAGAAGAUUGGACGAGGCAGAACGAAUGAACCAAGAUCUUAAAGCAAGAUUGGCCCAAGAGUCAAAACAAAAUCAAGCAAAAACAGACGUUGCAAAAAGAGCACGGGGUCAAACAAAUAACAUCAAGGAAAACACUACUUAUCGUGUAUCUAAGCCAGCUUCUAACCAAGGUGAUUUUCGACGAGUAUCGCGGAUACCUCAACCUACAAUUGCAAGAAGUAUUGGAGCAACAAGAGAAGCACCAAAGACAGGGCCAAAUUUGAACCAGCCUCCGCGUUAUAUGAAGGGACUUUAUGACCAGAUUAACAACAAUAAUAACAUCGUUACCGGUGGUAGUGGCACCAACUUGAACCCGAUUUCCAAAAGGAGUGCAAUGGCACCACCGUCAUCAAGAAGACCUAUGAAAAGUUCACAACGACCGCCAUUUCGCUAG